GCACGUCACCAGUAGACGGUUAUGCGGUGCAGAAAUCAAGGUGGAGAAACAGCGCUGACUGAGCCGGGAAAUCGGAAGUGACUUUCAGCGGAGACCCAUCUCAUUCGGUUUUAGUUUUUUACUUAGUUGUGAGAUCUGCCAGACGAGGAACCUUUCAUAUAAGAAGAUGGCAAGUGGAUCAAAUUGGUGUUAGUUCCAGCAUCUGUUUUGCUGUGGUCUGGUGUGUCGCUGUGGAGGAAGCAUCCAAGCCCAAGUAACCUCGGUUUGCACAAGAGUGUGAGAUUGUGUCUCAUCCCUCAGUUCGUCCGCUGAGGAGCUGCUCGGGACUGUUCGCCAGCUCCUUACUCGGGGCAGAGACAGCGCCCCCACCCUCCUGACACAAUGGUGCUGUCACAGAGGCAACGAGAUGAACUAAAUCGAGCAAUAGCAGAUUAUCUGCGCUCCAAUGGCUACGAAGAGGCAUAUUCUGUUUUUAAGAAGGAGGCAGAGUUAGAUAUGAAUGAGGAGUUGGAUAAGAAGUAUGCUGGCCUUUUGGAAAAGAAAUGGACUUCAGUCAUCAGAUUACAGAAAAAGGUAAUGGAGUUGGAGUCCAAACUAAAUGAAGCUAAGGAGGAGAUCACUUUAGGAGGCCCCGUGGCACAGAAACGAGACCCCAAAGAGUGGAUCCCACGCCCGCCUGAGAAGUACGCCCUCAGCGGUCACAGAAGCCCUGUCACACGCGUCAUCUUCCACCCUGUGUUCAGCCUCAUGGUCUCCGCCUCAGAGGACGCCACUAUAAAGGUUUGGGACUACGAGGCUGGGGAUUUCGAGCGGACCCUGAAGGGUCACACUGAUUCAGUGCAGGACAUCUCCUUUGACCAGGCUGGAAAGCUGCUGGCUUCUUGCUCCGCGGACAUGACCAUCAAACUGUGGGACUUCCAGGGCUUCGAGUGCAUCAGGACCAUGCACGGACACGAUCACAAUGUGUCGUCGGUUGCCAUCAUGCCCAACGGGGAUCACAUAGUGUCUGCUUCAAGGGAUAAGACCAUGAAAAUGUGGGAAGUGGCCACUGGUUACUGUGUGAAGACGUUCACGGGUCACAGGGAGUGGGUGCGUAUGGUCCGGCCCAAUCAAGACGGCACACUGUUGGCCAGCUGCUCUAAUGACCAGACGGUGCGCGUGUGGGUGGUGGCCACCAAGGAGUGCAAGGCGGAGCUGCGGGAGCACGAGCAUGUGGUGGAGUGCAUCUCCUGGGCCCCUGAGAGCGCACACCCCACCAUAUCUGAGGCUACAGGCUCUGAGAACAAGAAGAGUGGAAAGCCUGGGCCAUUCCUGUUAUCUGGAUCCAGAGACAAGACCAUUAAAAUGUGGGACAUAAGUACUGGCAUGUGCCUUAUGACACUGGUUGGCCAUGACAACUGGGUGCGUGGAGUUCUGUUCCAUCCGGGUGGGAGAUUCGUAGUGAGCUGUGCUGAUGACAAGACCCUCCGUAUCUGGGACUAUAAGAACAAGCGCUGCAUGAAGACCCUGUGUGCCCACGAACACUUUGUUACCUCUCUGGAUUUCCACAAGACUUCUCCUUACGUGGUGACAGGAAGUGUAGAUCAAACGGUCAAAGUGUGGGAAUGUCGCUGAACGCCGUAGGAACUGCCCCUUCCCUUUCCCCCCAGCACCACCACUUUGGCCACUCCCACACCUGCUCUUCAGGAUGCACUCAUUACUAUGGUUACCACCUCAUCCAGCUCUCUUCUAAUUACUAUUGUCCUUUUAUGUAAAUUACUCUGGAUGUAGUUUGAGCUUAUUAAAUGUUACACAAGACACUCACAAGAAGAAAAAAGUUAGUAAAAAGUCAAACAAGUAUUCUUGCAUGGUGAAUCCAAAACUUGUAUACUGUAAAUUUUUUGCUUCUCAUCAUCUAAAGUACGGUAGGGAUGCAGAGCAGAGGUGCUGCUCUCGCCUCGAGCGUUUAUCAACAGAAGGCAGAAUGAUGCUGUUUGGGGAAUUCAGGAUACAGGGCACUCGAAACCGUUUUACGUUUGCUUUCCUUUGAACGCUUGUCGCAUUCUGCUUUACAGAAAAGAAAGACUUAACAUUGAAACUGACUGAAGAUGAACAGCUUAAGGUGUC
Messenger RNA from Rhinichthys klamathensis goyatoka, 2106 nucleotides. It is a transcript of the gene pafah1b1b, whose product is annotated as platelet-activating factor acetylhydrolase 1b, regulatory subunit 1b. The record is from RefSeq and is a predicted model, not a curated record. Gene Ontology annotation, cellular component: kinetochore; cytoplasmic microtubule; microtubule associated complex. Gene Ontology annotation, biological process: brain morphogenesis; microtubule organizing center organization; vesicle transport along microtubule. The transcript has 11 exons. NCBI's taxonomy places the organism in Eukaryota, Metazoa, Chordata, Actinopteri, Cypriniformes, Leuciscidae. The coding region runs from base 382 to 1614 and encodes 410 amino acids. Gene Ontology annotation, molecular function: dynein complex binding; microtubule plus-end binding.